GUAAAGGCAAGGCGGGGCGGGGGUGACCGCGCAUUGAACGGGCGGAUUCUUGUGGAGUGAGGUGGGCAGGGAUCGAAAUAAACUGACGAAGACUGCUCUCAAAAUGGAGAUCUCCUCUCACCAAGCCCGAUUGCUUCAACAGUUAAAUGAACAGCGCAAACAAGAAAUGUUUUGUGAUUGCAGCAUCAUUGUGGAGGGAAGAGUCUUCAAGGGUCAUCGUAAUGUUUUAUUUGCCAGCUGUGGCUACUUUCGGAUGCUUCUCUUACAUAACGCACAGGAUGUGGGACAGCCUACAGUAGCGACUUUUGAUGUCUUUUCUGCUGAUGCAUUUACACUUAUUUUAGACUUCAUAUAUUCUGGGAGGCUGUCCCUCACAAGCCAAAACGUCAUUGAUGUGAUGUCAGCUGCCAGCUACUUGCAGAUGACUGACGUGAUCAGUGCCUGCAAAAGCUUCAUCAAAUCAUCUCUGGACAUCAGUGAGAAAGAGAGAUAUUUCAACCAUUCCAGUAAUGGUGAAAAUAAGUGUGGGGAUGUGUCAUCUUUGUAUACCAGCAGCCGAGGUCUGGAGACUAACCCUGUUCACGUUCAAAAAAGUACUGAUCCAGGGUCUGUUGUUGGACACUCCUGGAGAAACUUCAACUUUCAUCAACAAGUUGCAAACCUCCAGCAUUCUCCAAGAGACCAUCUGCCAAACUCUUUAGUGAAUAAUCGAGCACACCAGGAAGUACCUGAACUUCCUGUUUUCAAAGUUAGUAAUCUGUGUGGUUCUGGUGUGACUACCAGAACAUCUGAAAAUAUAAACACUGUUUCUCAAGCUGAGGAAAAAAGAACAUCAGAUUCUGAAAUGAGUGCCCCUCAUGUGAGUUAUCAGUUCAGGCAUGAGCCUGAUGUUUUGCCCAGGGACUGGCCAUUGCCACGACGAAACGGUGACUCAGUAAGGCAACCUUCACGAGGUAGAGGUCGAAAAACUGAAGAUUGGUAUCCUCCAAUGCCUACAAUUUUGGAAGUUGUGGGGGACUGGAGUGGAGAAGGUGCAGGAGACUGCAGUAUGUUACCAAAGAUGAGAUUCAAGUGUCCAUUCUGUACGCAUACAGUAAAGCGGAAAUCUGACUUAAAGCGGCAUCUUCGAUCACAUACAGGGGAGCGACCAUAUCCCUGUGACUCCUGUGGGAAGAGAUUCACACGGCUUGAGCAUCUUCGUAGUCAUGUCCUAACUAUCCACAAAUCUGGAAAGCUGGUUAUCUGCAAGAUCUGCAGGAAGCCAUUCACCGGCAUUGCAGCUAAAAUUAUGCAACAUGAUGGCAAGUGCUAUGGACUGUGCAAUAAUUGUGCAUGUCUGAUGAACUCCGGUCACGAUGAUGAGCCUAUUGACCUGGAAGCACAGCCAGACCAGGAUCUGGAAUUUCAGGAAAGUGACAAAGAAUCUGGCUGGAUGUCCACGGAGCCAGAUGGAGAGACUGAGAUCCUGAGCUCAGGGGGCGAGGGUUCAGGAAACAAUGAAGUUCAUGCAGUACAAGAAAUCCUGGAUGAUGCAGAUGAAAAGGUCCAAAUUUAUGAGAAAAUUAAGAAUAGUGACUGAAUAAACAAAUAUACAGAUUUUUCUUUAAACAGAAAGUAAACAAAUAAUAGUUAUUGAGGUUCCUGAGCCAGAUUCCAACAAUAUCUACAUUUCUUUGCCUAACAGAGGGUUAAAGGCUGCAGAUAUAUAUUUGUUUCUCAUUCCUGUCAAAUGGGGUGAGGGGUGAAUUCUUCAACAAACUAUUGUUUUAAAAAUUAAAUUGUUUUGAUGUUAUGUGAAGAGUGGUAAAAAGGAAGUGAAUCUCCAGGAUGUGAUUAGAAUAUAUCUUCCUCUGGAUUUCUUUUGUGCUCAAAAGUAAAAACAAAAUACAGCUAUCAGAGAGCCAAUUCUCAUGGCAAACUGUCCUAUCUAAUGUUGUACAUAGGUAUGAGAGUUUCAACAGCAACAUUUUGUACUCAGAAGUGGUCCUGGAAUUGUAUUUUUAUUCAUAGGAAAUGUGAUGUCGCUGACAAGGCCACCAUUUACUAUUCUUGUGUUAUGUUCAAAGCAAGUGUGAACAAAUACAAAACCUAUGUCUUGGCUUGUUUUAGAAAAGUAAGCAUUUGUGGAAAGGGAAAGGUACAUGUUACCGUCACUUUAAUUCCAGUGAGUGUAGUGGUGCUGCUGGCAGCCCCAAUUAUUUAUCCAUUGAACUCUUGAUCUAAUCACUUUUUCAGACUUCAGAUGGAAACUCUCAAUGGCAGGAAUUAGAACAAACCUCAUUUAAUGAUGUUGCCAAAUCAAUUUUUUUCAACAUACUUCCUCCAAAGGUUCACUUUGUUUGAAAUCAUACAAUUUACUUUUUGGUCAUGUGAAAUGUAGAGAAUAAAUAUCCCAUGUCAUUACCUACUUUGCUUCUUAGUUUGUUAAAGCAAAUGUUGCUCAUUCUCUUCAGUUUUAGUUAGAACAUCUUUGUCACUCUCAUGUUAUGAUGUAUUGGGGUAUACAAAAUAUCCUUGGUAUUUGGACUCCUUGGACUUCAGAAAUAUAGAAUUCACAUGCAGAACAAUAACUUGUGUUUAAUACAGCAUCUAUAAUAAGGUAAAACUAUUUGCCUUAGUAAACGGUAACUCAUCAUACAGAGACUGUGUCAUUAUUAUCCUUCAUUACUUUUCAUGGCCUGGUGUUAUUAGAUCUGAAUGUAAAAUAUUGCUGGAAAUGGUCUCUCUGGUUUUAUGCCUAAGCUUCAAAUUAAAGUGCCCAUUCAGGUGACUCUCUGAGCACCACUAUACAAAAAAAGGAAAGGUACAUGUUACUCACUGGUCCAUAGGUAGGCAUUUUGGGAUAUAUAGGAGAAAGUGAGGACUGCAGAUGCUGAAGAUCAGAGUCGAGAGUGUGGUGCUGGAAAAGCACAGCAGGUCAGGCAGCAUCCGAGGAGCAGGAGCCCUGAUUCCUGAUGAAGGGCUAAUGCUUGAAAUGUCGACUCUCCUGCUCCUUGGAUGCUGCCUGACCUGCUGUGCUUUUCCAGCACCACACUCUUGACAAUGGGAUAUAUGUUUUAUAUUUUGUUGCAAAGAAGACUCAUUUACAUAAUGGUUUAGAGAAAAGAUGAUAAGGAAUUUGAUUUUAAGUGAUCACGAAUUAAAAUUUUGUGGUUCAAGCCUUAACAUAAGGCUGAUCCAGAACAGUUAUGUGCUAUUGCAAGGAAUGGAAUUUUUUAAAUGUACAUGUUUGCUUGGAUUUUAUCUUACAGGAGUUGAAGGAUUUCUCAAAUAUGAUAUGGUUCAUUACUUUUUGUAUGAUUGUGUAUUUUGAAAUAUUCAAAAUUAAACUUAAUGUUUUGUUGUGGGACUAAUUAUUUAAGUUAGGUAUGGAUCGAAUGAGUGUUCUGAAUAGCCAAACACGUUUCGUUUUAAUAGGUGAGACUUGUAAUGUAUUAUGUUAGCUUUAGAACAACAGUGUUAUUAAAUCAUGUCCAAGUUGUAAGUCCAAAUAAUUUUCUUUGUACUUUGGAGGCCGGAAAAAUGUCUGUUUAUUCAACAGAGUGUAAAUAA
Messenger RNA from Hemiscyllium ocellatum (epaulette shark), 3552 nucleotides. RefSeq names its product zinc finger and BTB domain-containing protein 8A-like. The transcript is spliced from 4 exons. The coding region runs from base 104 to 1579 and encodes 491 amino acids. Gene Ontology annotation, biological process: regulation of transcription by RNA polymerase II. The record is from RefSeq and is a predicted model, not a curated record. Gene Ontology annotation, molecular function: RNA polymerase II cis-regulatory region sequence-specific DNA binding; protein binding; DNA-binding transcription factor activity, RNA polymerase II-specific. Lineage: Eukaryota; Metazoa; Chordata; Chondrichthyes; Orectolobiformes; Hemiscylliidae.